UGUAUACAUCGAAAGCAUAUUUCCUUUCAGAAUCUCACAACUUCAUUUUCAACGUGAUCUCAAUGCUUUUGAAGAAAACUAGGGUUCUUUGUCUGUGUUUUUCAUAAAGAGUUUCUGGUUGUUGUAGUUGUCUUCAUUGUUUUCAGGUUGGUCUUGUCUAGUGAAGUAAUAUCACCUUAAUUGCAGUUAUUUUUAAGAAUGUGACGGUUGUGGAUCCUUCUCCAAUUAAUGUAAAUGGAAAAUAAUCAUCAACAUAACAAGUGUUAGUGGAGGCCAAAUGCAAAAUGUCACAAAUGUGAUCAAUCAGGACAUGGGGAAAAUGUAUGGAAAUCCCAAGAUUCUUAAGAAGAUGUCAAGAUCGUAGAGCAUGAAUAAGACAAGAAAAGAUGUAGUUUAGAUGCAGCAUGGCUUCUCCAGUCGGGUGUUGUCAAUUCCUGACAUCGUCAACUCGUGCAAAGGUGUGGCUGAAGAAGCAAUUCAUUCAACUGUACUUGUACGAGACAAGAGUUGCUGAACUAAAAGAUGUUGUGGAUAAGCUCGAGAAGAAGAAAGAUUCUAUUCAACAUACAGUUGACGAGGAAGAACGUCGACAUGGAAGAAGAAUUCACGUUGAAGUUAAAGAAUGGAUGGACAGAGUGAAUAAACUCAUUCUCGCAUAUAAGGAUUUCGAUAAUGACGAAAUAUACCAUAAAUGUGCAGUGUUUGACUUUUUCGACAGUGGUUACCUUCCGAAGCCAGGAAUAAGGUAUCGUCGAAGUAGAAAAGCAUAUGAUAUCACAGAGCAGGCAAAUGAGUUAUUGCAAAAUGCAAAGUUUGACAUUUUCUUUAAUUGGUCUGGCCCACCCUCUACGGCUGCCUUUUUUUCCAACCUUGGUUAUGAAAGCUAUUCAUCAAGAAAUGACACUGUGAAAAACGUUAUUGAUGAAUUCCAAAAGCCGGGUGUUAGAAUGAUUGGUCUUUAUGGUUUAAGUGGCGUUGGCAAGACCUCUUUAGUCAAAGAAGUUGUAAAGAAAGCCUUAAAAGAUAAGAUGUUCGAAGUGGUGACCAUGGCAAGUGUGACAAAAAACCCUGACAUAAGAAAAAUCCAAGGACAAAUUGCUGAUAUGUUGGGGGUUGUAUUGGAGGAGGAAAGUGACAUUGCAAGAGCUGCUAGGAUACACCAGAUAUUGAAUGAUGAGAAUAAGAGCACGCUCAUAAUCCUAGAUGAUCUUUGGGAAGAAGUUAACUUUAACUUGCUGGGGAUUCCACAUGAAUUAGAGAAAGAUGAUGAUGUAACCAUUGACAGAAGAAAAUCACUAGAUGUUGAUAUCUUGAAGAAUGUCAAUGAUAGAAAAUCCUCUGACCUUGAUGGUUCGACAAGUUUCCGUAAAGGAAUGCUACACGGUGUUGGUGGUUUGAAGAAUAUCAAUGAAGGAAAAUCACAUGUUGAUGCUUUUGAUGUGGUGAAAACAAAAAAAAAUGUUACUCAGUACAAGGGGUGCAAAAUUUUGAUGAUUUCUGAAAUCAAACCAGUGUUAUUAAGUCAAAUGGAAGGGAAAGAAGAGAGUAUUUUCCCCGUGGAAGCCUUAAAAGAGAACGAAGCAGAGAUGUUGUUCAAGAAAAAGGCUGGAAUAUGUGGCAAUAAUUAUGAAUAUGACAAAUUAGCAGCUCAAAUUGCCAGCAAGUGUAAAGGGUUGCCAAUGACAAUAGUUACCACUGCAAGGGCAUUGAAAAAUAAAAGCCUUUCCGUAUGGGACGAAACUAAUCGAAAACUUGAAUCACAAAAUUUAGCUAGAGCACCUGAAUUUUCUACUAAGUUGAGUUAUGAGCUUUUAGAAGAUGAGGAACUCAAGUACACUUUUUUGCUUUGUGCUCGCAUGGGUCAUGAUGGAUUGGUUAUGGACUUGGUGAAAUAUUGUAUUGGUUUUGGUUUUCUUCAAGGAAUCAACACUGCAAGGCAAACCAGAGACAAAGUAUACAUGUUGGUUGCAAAGCUAAAAGAGUCAGGUUUGCUGUCUGACAGUUAUUCAAGUGAUCAUUUCACCAUGCCAGAUACUAUUCGCACUGCAGCUUUGUCAAUAGCAUAUAAAGAAAAUCAUUUAUUUACAAUGACAAAGAGAAAAUUAGAUGAAUGGCCCAAUAAUCUUGAAAGGUAUGCUGCUAUUUCCUUACAUCAUUGUGACUUCAUUGAAGAGUUUCCUGGGAGAAUAAACUAUCCAAGACUUAGAGUCCUUCAAAUUGUCAAUAAUAUUCCACGCCCGAAAAUACCUGAAAAAUUCUUCGAAACAAUGAAAGAACUCAGAGUCUUGAUAUUGACUGGUAUUCAUCUCCCCCUCGUUGGUUCUUCAAUUUCAUCCUUGCAUAAACUUAGAAUGCUUUGUUUGGAGCAAUGUUGCAUGCUAGAUAAGGAAUUAUACAUCAUAGGAGAGCUGAAAAGGUUAAGAAUUCUAAGUUUUUCAGGAUCUGAUAUUGAAAGUUUGCCAGCUGAGUUGAAUGAGUUAAAAAUGCUACAAAUUUUUGACAUAAGUAAUUGCUCUAAACUUAAAAAAAUUCCAAAUGGUGUCAUAUCAAGCUUGGUAAGUCUGGAGGAGUUGUAUAUGAGAAAUACCUUGAUUCAAUGGGAGGAUGAAGAGCAAACACGCCAAAGUAAAAUAACUCUACUUUCUGAUUUGAAACAUUUGAAUCAAUUAACAACUCUAGACAUACAAAUCCCAAAUGUUUCCUAUUUGCCAAAGAAUUUGUUUUUUGACAAGUUAUUUAGUUACAAGAUUGUUAUUGGAAAUUUGAGUUCAGUUUUAGAGACUGAUUUCAAGAUGCCAGAGAAAUAUGAAACGUUGAAAUUUUUGGCAAUACAAUUGAAAAAUGGAUCUGACAUUCAUUCUCUAAAAGGGAUCAAAAUGUUGUUUGAAGAAGUUGAAAAUCUGUUCCUAGAACUUAAUAGUGUCCAUGAAGCCCAAAAUAUUGUCCACGACCUUUUUUAUAGAUUGAAUUUAAAUGGAUUUCCAUAUCUUAAGCAUUUAUGGAUGGUAAAUAAUUCUACCAUUCAAUCUCUUAUCUAUCCAAAGGACAGGCAGCUCUCUGAGAUAGCUUUUCCAAAAUUGAAGUCAUUAUAUCUCUAUAAUCUCAAGAUAGAUAAAAUAUGCUCUUGUGAACUUUCAAAACCCUCAUUUGGUAAAUUGAAAGUCAUAAAGAUCAAUCUUUGUGGAGAAUUGAAGAAUGUAUUCUCAAUUUCCGUGGUUGGACUUCUAAAAGUUCUUGAAACAAUUGAAGUUUCUGAAUGUAACUCUUUGAAGGAAAUCAUCGAUGUGGAACCACAAAGCGACCCUGAAAAAACCGAGCUUCAUAUGCUUCCUGAAUUACGCUAUUUGAAGCUACAAUCUUUGUCUGAGUUUAUUGGGUUUGAUGCCAUUCCUCACAUAGAAGGAAACGAAAGAAAACUCUUCCACGAAAAGGUUGCAGUUUCAAAAUUAGAGAGACUGGAGUUGUCCUCAAUCCAGAUUGACACAAUAUGGAGUGUCGACCCAUCUUCAAAAAGAUUAUCUUUUGAAAGUUUAACACAUUUGGAUGUGAAUGGUUGUUGGAAAUUAAAAUAUUUGAUGUCAUUUACAAUGGCCAAGAGUCUGGUGAAUCUUCAAAGCCUUUAUGUAAGUGACUGUGUGAAGAUGGGAAGCAUCUUCCUUGAACAAGUGAUAGAGAAGGAUAUUACGGGUAGCAUCUUUCCAAAAUUGAAGAAUAUGAAACUUCGCAACAUAAAGAGUUUGAGUAAGAUAUGGUAUCCGAAACUCCCUUCAGGCUCCUUUAACAAACUAGACACUCUGAUCAUUGAGGAAUGUCACAGACUUGAAAAUGCAUUGGAUGGAAUAUUUGGGAGUCUAUGCAACUUGAGAAUUACAAAUUGCAGGUCCAUGCAAGCAAUAUUUAAUAUACUUGACCAAGUUGGGGAUGUAGUUAAUAACUUGCAAGAUGUUCAUUUAGAAACACUCCCUAAAUUGAAGCUUGUAUGGAAAAUGAAUUAUAAAGAUGGAGUUGGGAUUCCUAAGUUUAACAAUCUGAAAAAGAUAUGGGCUCAAGAUUGUGACAACUUGAAAUAUAUAUUUCCAUUUUUUGUAGCCAAAAGUCUUCAUAAUCUUGAAUUUCUUGUGGUUUGUGAUUGUUAUGGGUUGAGUGAAAUUGUUGCCGAAAGGGAAGUUACCAACACGGAUGAAGUCAACUUUAACUUUCCCAAACUAAGCAUCGUCAAAUUUUCAGAACUGCCAAAACUUACGAGUUUUUGUCCAACGGCUUAUACAUUAUCAUGUCCAUUGAAAGAGCUGUCUAUUGAACUUUGUUACAAUCUAGAACCAUUCAACAACAAAACCGAUCAUGUACAUGAAUGCUUUCCUCAAAAGGUAAUCAAUAACUUGAAGUCCAUGCAAAUUGAGUUUUGGCAUGCAAAGUCACCAAGCAGUUAUAUAGGUAAAGUGAACCAUCGAAGGGAUAACUUAGAAGAGCUUUCCUUAUCAAGAAUAAUGGAUACUGAGAUUUUAUAUUCUUUCCUACAUAGAAUUCCUAAUUUGAAAAGCCUUUCACUGAAUAAUUGUUUCUUUGAAAAGAUAGUGCCUCCAAAGGAAGAUACUGAAUUUGAGAACUUGGGAGUAGUUCCAAAUCUGAAAAGAUUGAUGUUGAUAGACUUGCCGAAUCUCAUAGAGAUAGGCUUUGAACCAGACAUCAUUCUUGAAAGAUUAGAGUUCUUAAUUUUGAAGAAUUGUCCUCGUAUGAUUACUGUAGCACCUUCCUAUGUAUCUUUUACUCGUUUGACCAAUCUUGAAGUGGUCAGUUGUGAUGGAUUGCAAAGUCUAAUGUCAGCAUCUACUGCAAAAGGUUUGGUUCAGCUCAACACCAUGAAGGUAGAGAAAUGUGAAUCCCUGGUGGAAAUAGUAAGAAAAGAUGGAGAAAAAUCUGACAGAGUUGUUUUUCAACAAUUGAAAGCCCUAGAGCUUGUUUCACUGAAGAAACUCAAGAGUUUUUGUGUCUCUGAUUGUGGCUUUGAAUUCCCAUCAUUGGAAAAAUUGGUAGUGAGUGCAUGUUAUAAUAUGGACAAAUUUUCUGAAACAGUCCCCAGCUCACCGAUUUUACAGAAUGUAGAUGUUGUACAUGGAAAAGAGAACAAACGAUUAUGCUGGGAAGGAGAUAUAAAUGCUACAAUAAAAGAAAUAUUUCGGGAAAUGAAAUUUUUUGAGGGCUUAGAGGAGAUGAGCCUCUCCCAACACCAAGAGCUACAAGGAAGCUGGCAACAUGGAGUUGGUCUGCAAGAGAAAAAUAGCUGGUUUUAUAGUUUGAAAAUUUUGAAGAUUGAGAACUGUGAAAUUCAACCAUGUGCAAUUCCAUCCAAUAUUCUUCCCUGUUUGAGGAGCUUAAAAGAACUACAUGUACAGGCCUGUAACAAUGUAGAGGUAAUUUUUGAGAUGAAUGUUGAAGAGGGAACUGGAACAACAUUCAACUUAGAGAUAUUGACUUUACAAAAGCUACCAAAGCUUAAGGAUGUGUGGGAAAGAAAUGGUAAAGGAACCGAGAGUUUUCAAAAUCUAAAGCUAGUCAAUGUCAGUGAAUGUAAAAACCUGCAAAGUGUGUUUCCUUUGACCUUGGCAAAAAAUCUUAAAAAACUUGCCGAACUUCAAAUAACACGUUGUCAUGUAUUGCAAGAAAUUGUUAGAAAGGAAGAGGACACAACAACGGUGUUUGCGUUCCCCUGCUUAACUACAUUGCAUCUAGGUGAUCUGCCAGAGCUCAUUUACUUUUACCCACAAUCUUUUACUUUGGAAUGCUCUACAUUAAAUAGCUUAUUCGUGUGGAAUUGCCAAGAGUUGGAGCUAUUUGGAAGUGCUUAUAGACAAUUAAUUUUCCUUGAUCUAAAGAAUAUUUUCAACCUUGAGGAACUAUUACUUGACUGGGAACACACAAUGGUGUUAACUAAGUUGGGAAAAUCUAUGGACAACCUCAACUAUUUAAAUCAUAUUCAGUUGUUCUUUGAUGCUGAUGAGAAUGAAAGACCUUAUUUUCCCAUUCAAAUACUCCAGAAGAUGCCCAAUUUAACAGAUAUGGGUAUAUACUAUUGCAGUUGCCUCGAGGUAUUCCAAACUAAAAUCUCGGAAAUUGCUGAAAAAAAGGUGCUUACAAACUUAGAAACAUUGACACUGGAUAAUGUGUCAAAACUCCAAUCUAUUGGGUCGAAGGACUCAUGGUUAAACGUGAUUUGUGACAGUGAAAAGCUCCAGCACUUAUAUAUUAGCAAUUGUCCUGAUUUGAAAACUUUGGUGCAUUCUACUCCUUUAGUGUCUUUCACGUAUGUGAAAGAAAUGUACAUACACAGAUGUCAGGAAUUGAAAUAUUUGUUCACAUUAUCAUCGUUGAAAAAGUUAAAGAACCUUGAGCAUAUAGAAGUCAGUGACUGUGAAUCAAUGGAAGUAAUAGUCUUUAAAGAACGAGAUGACACUUCAGAAGAGAUCAAAUUACAGCAGCUAAAGAGCAUAAAUCUCAUUCGUUUAUCAAGCUUGAAAUGCUUUUAUUCAGACAAUGACACUUUGCGGUUACCCUCCUUGAUGCUAGUGGACAUAUGGAUAUGCCCCAAGAUGAAGUUUUUCUCUGGAGGAGUGAUACACCUGAAUUCUUCUUUCAAAGGAACCCUAGCUUCAAACGUCUCAAGUGAUGACUUGGUCUUCUGUCGUGAUCUUAACUCUUCGGUAGAGAAGGAUUCCCUACAACUGGAGUUUUUUGAAGCCGUGGACAAGGAGUGCUUUUCUGAUAAUUUUGAGCUACAAGUAGACCCGCUUUGUAAAAAUGGUUUGCUAUACAAAUGGUUGGUCAAUUUGGAAACUUUGAAGUUGCAGAACUGUAUGCUAUCAUAUGCAAUUCCAUCUUCUAUUCUUUCUGCUUUAAAGAAUUUGAAAGAGUUAGAAGUACGAGAUAGCAAGCAAGUAAAGGCAAUUUUUUAUAUAAAUGACGACACUGACAUUAAAGAAACAGAACUCCAAUUGAAGAUAUUGACUUUAGAUGGGCUAUCAGAGUUGACGCAUGUGUGGAAAAAUGACACAAACAAAAUUCUCAUCUUUCGAAAUCUACAAGAGGUUGUUGUUAGUGAUUGUGCAAAGCUGCAAACUUUAUUUCCUGCUUCCUUGUCAAAAAGUCUCAAAGAUCUUAAGAAGCUUGAAAUAUAUUUCUGUAAAAAUUUGCAAGACUUGGUUGAACAGGAAGAAACAACAUUAGUAACUGAAAAGUUUGUGUUCCCUUGUCUAGAGGAUUUGGAAUUCAAAGACUUGCCCCAGGUCACUUGUCCUAAAACAUUCACUCUGGAAUUCCCAUCCGUAAAAUUCUUAUCUGUGAGGAAUUGUGAUGAGCUAAGGUUAUUUCAAAGUGUAUAUGAUCCCACGGGUGAGGGUACUUCAAGCAAGACACUUCCUCUUAUCUCAGAUCCAAAGGUCAUGUCCAACCUGAAGAAACUGACUCUUGAUUGGAAACAAAUUUUGGCAUUAAGCUUAUGGUUUAAGUCACAGCAAACUACAGAAGGCCUCACAAAUUUAGACAGAAUUUCCUUGUGUUUCUUUGGAGCCAAGGAGAAUGAAAUGCCUAUGUUGCCCGUUGAAAUACUCAAGGCUCCAAAUUUAACAGAAAUGGAUAUAAUCAAUUGUGAAAGUCUCGAGAAUUUUCUUGCUCAAAACCCUAUGAUUGGCGACGAGGAGAUGCUGGGACAAUUAACAAUAUUAAUGCUAUACAAUGUGGCUACUACACAAUUAUUCGAGUUAGAGUACUCCUCAAGCUUAAACAUAAUGUGUGGGAGGCUGCACGAAUUAAAUGUUGUCCAAUGUCUUCAUUUGACAACAUUAGGAGUACUUUCUACUUCUACAGUGUCUUUCUCUUGUUUGAAAGAAGUGAGUAUACACAAAUGUCCAAACUUGAAGUAUUUAUUUACAACUUCAGCUGCCAAAAAGUUAGCAAACCUUGAGAAGAUUUUGGUGAUCAAAUGUGAAUCAAUAACAGAAAUAGUGGCUAAAGAGGGAGAUGCAACUUCUGAAGCUAUUAAAUUUGAGCGACUCCACGCCAUUCAUCUACAGUCUUUAACAAGUUUAAAAUGCUUUUAUUCUGGGAGUGACACUCUACAAUUACCAUCUUUGAAAUUUGUGGCAAUAUGGAACUGCCCCAACAUGGAGAUUUUCUCCCACGGAAUUGAAUCUCUUAUGGAAAUUACGUUAUCAAUGGACCAGGAAGCGGGCUAUUUACCCCCUCCACAAGAUCUUAACACCAGAAUAAAAGGGAUCUCACAACGAAAGGAGUUUUUUGAAGCAGUUGACAAGGAGUGUUUUUCUGAUAAUCUUGAGCUACAAGAAAAUCCGCAUUGUAAGUUUGGCCUGCAAAACCAAUGGUUGGGAGAUUUGGUUACUUUGAAGCUAAAGAAAUGUACUCUGUCAUGUGCAAUUCCAUCUGCUAUUCUUGCUCUUCUAAAGAACUUAAAAGAGUUGGAAGUACGCGAUAGCCCGACAGUAGAGGUACUUUUUUGUAUGAAUGACACUGAGAUUUUGGAAACAGCAUCCCAGUUGAGGUUUUUGACCUUAAAAAGGCUAUCGAAGCUUACACAUUUUUGGGAAAAGAAGAAAAAUGGAGUUCUCAUCUUUCCAAAUCUGCAACAGGUCGUUGUUAGAAAAUGUGAAAAAUUGGAAACACUAUUUCCUGCUUCCUUGGCAAAAAAUCUUAAAAGUCUCAAAGCAAUUAAAAUAGAAGAUUGUGCUAAGUUCCAAGAAAUUGUUGAAAAAGAAGAAGCCACAGAAGCAAAGUUCGUGCUCCCUUGUUUACAGAAGUUGGAUCUUUUCUGCUUACCACAACUCACUUGCUUUUACCCUCAAACAUUCACUUUGGAAUGCUCAGCCUUAAAUGAAUUAUCUAUAUUGAAGUGUGACAAAUUGGAGUUAUUUCAAAGUGCACCUUCCAUGGGUGAGGUUACUUCAGUCAACAGACAACCUCUUAUCUCAAGUCUAGAGGUAAUUUCCAACCUGAAAAUUUUGAAACUUGAUUGGAAACAAAUUCUGGCAUUAAGAUCAAGGCUCAAGUCUGAAAAGUUUACUGGCAUCUUCAAAUGUGUAAAUAAAAUGAAGCUAGUCUUGGACGGUGGUGAGAGUGAGAUGCAUGUAGUGCUCAAUGAAAUACUCCAUACAACACCUAACCUAAUAGAAAUGAUUAUGGGUAUAUACAAUUGCAAUAGCCCGGAGAUUUUCCUUGCUCAAAACCCUAAAAUUGCUGAGGAUGGGAUGCUCUUACAUUUAAGAAUAUUGGCACUAUCCUAUGUAUCUACCAUCAGGUCCAUCCAGUCACAGAACUCAUCAUGGUUAAACACAAUCUGCGAGAAGGUUCACGAUUUAAAUGUCUUCCAAUGUCGUCAUCUUGAAACAAUUGGAGUGCAUUCUACUUCUACAUUGUCUUUCUCUCUUUUGAAAAAGGUUGAUGUACUCCGAUGUCGCCGAUUGCAGUAUUUAUUUACAUCUUCAGUCGCCAAAGAGUUGGUGAACCUCAAAGAGAUCAUUGUCCAAGAAUGCAAAUCACUUAAAGAAAUAAUAGCCAAAGAAGGAGAUGAAGAAGGAGAAGGUGAAGAUAAUUCUGAAAAUGAGAUCAUAUUCGUGAAGCUUGAGAAGUUGAGUCUCGGAUCAUUAGGCAAAUUAGAAAGCUUUUACACGGGGAGUUGCACUUUGAAUUUCCCAUCCUUGAGAAAAGUGGAGGUCAACAAAUGCUUCAACUCCAAAAUUUUUCGUCAUCGUGAUAAAGUGCCUCCAAAAUUUACGGUGAUAAUAGAUAGAAUCGGUUGUAGAAGUGAUAAAAAACCUCUGAUCAUGCAACAAGUUGAGGAGGAGGUAUCCCGAGUUAGCUUGGUGACAACAAAUUCCCUUGACUUUUGCAGGGAAUCAGGGGACUCAAAAAAGGAAAUGAUAGCGACAUGACUACAACUAUCAACAAAUAGAGAGCUUUUUCUUUGUGUUGAAGUGCUGUGUUCAUGAAUAAAGUUUCCCAUAUACCUACAGGAAACAUGAAUGGUUCUCAAGAUAUUGUCAAUAAGUGUUCCUAUAUUCAUAAGGAGCAAAUGUGUGUUGCUUUUAAAUUAUAGGAAAGAUAGCGUGUUGCUCAAGGAGAUUUGAAUUGUUUAAAUUAUAAGUUGUUGAAUGUUUUUGUGUUAAUAAAUUUGACAUGAGUUUAAUUGUUGAGAAAGAUGCUCCGUGGAUAAGUUGGAAACUGAGCAUUGCAUCUCUGGACAUGUCGUGUGUUGUUUCUCUGCUAUAAGGUGUUUCAUGAACAAUACUGAAAUGUACUUGUGUGCA
Vigna unguiculata (cowpea) is the source of this 10313-nucleotide messenger RNA. RefSeq lists its product as uncharacterized. NCBI's taxonomy places the organism in Eukaryota, Viridiplantae, Streptophyta, Magnoliopsida, Fabales, Fabaceae. The record is from RefSeq and is a predicted model, not a curated record. Gene Ontology annotation, molecular function: ADP binding.